CUCAAGCCACACGCAACGCACAACGCAGCAACAGCAGCACAGAGCCUGCCACAAAGCUGAUACUGUGACUCAUUGAAGUGACUCGUCGUGAACUGUGACUGCUACUCGUUCGGGAAUCUUCGGGCUUUCGCUCGUCUGUGACUCUGUGAAUCUGUGAAUCGGGAAACGGGAUUCGGGAAUCGGAAUCGCAGACGCCUCAUUGGAGAGUGACUGAUUUUUCGAGUGCGGAGUGUGCCACAGUGACUGGGUGACUGGGUGACCGUGUGGCAUAGUGACCGAGUGACGUAGUGGCUGUGCCUGGCGCGGGGGCAAUGAGGCAGCUUACGUAAAGACAUUUCCCCACCCCGUCCAUCGUUAAGCGAAAGAAACGCAACGCGCUCGAAUGCGUUACGUUGCGCAUGAGAUGGCGGCACGCAGUUCGCGCUACAUUGACUCCGACUCAGAUUCCGAUUCCGACGACCGCAGCAACAGCAGCAGCAGCAGCACUUGCCCCUGGGUCUAGUCCCUCAGUAGAAAAGAGUUAUCAUUCGAGAGCGUCACAAAUUGCGCGCAUGAAAUGUUGGUGGAAUACUUUAUGGCGCUGCUCGUGAUCAUGGGAUUAACCGCAACAUUCGACAAGCAGCUGAGGAGGCACCACCACAGUCGCAGCCACAGUCCAUACUUCGGUUUCCUUGCCUCUGCCAGUGAGCUCUCGAAUCUCAUUCCUGACUCGUACGAUGGUGGCAUGGAUCCGCUCUUUGACAACUCGACAAAUCGUGAGAUCAUCGCCGCCUUGGGCACCACAGCCCGUCUCCACUGCCGUGUGCGGCAUCUGGGCGACAGAGCAGUGUCCUGGAUCCGACAGCGGGACCUGCACAUCCUCACCAUCGGCAUCAUGACCUACACGAAUGACCAGCGCUUUCUGGCGCGCCACAUCGACAACUCCGACGAGUGGGUACUCAAGGUGGUGUCCGUGCAACCGCGCGAUGCCGGCAUCUACGAGUGUCAGGUGUCCACAGAGCCCAAAAUCAGUUUGGCCUACAAACUAAUGGUCGUGACUUCCAAGGCGCAAAUCCUUGCGAAUCGAGAGCUCUACAUCCAAAGUGGCAGCGACAUCAAUCUCACGUGCAUUGCCCCACAGGCGCCGGGGCCGUACACGCACAUGCUGUGGCACAAGGACACGGAGCUGGUGAGCGACUCGACGCGCGGCGGCAUCCGCGUCGUGUCCGAGCAGCAGAUGAAGACCAGCAACCUGGUGAUAUCCCGCGUGCAACACACGGACUCUGGCAAUUACACGUGCUCUGCGGAUAAUUCAAAUUCUGACAGCGUCUUUGUGCAUAUCAUUAAGAGCGAACAGCACGCGGCCAUGCAGCAUGAGGUGGGGGCACGUCUGGAACUGCCACACCUCUGUCUGCUGCUCCUUCUGCUAGCGGCAUCGCUGCGACCUCUGUAAGGAGGCGCCAUCAGGCGCUAAGUCGAACGGUAACGUAUGUUCAAUGUCUGGAGCCGAGAGCCGGCACCUGGAGCCUGGAGGAUGUUACUGCCAUCAGGAGCACAUCAGCCGUUCUGCAUUACAUUAUAGCCAUGCCCCAUGCCCCAUGCCCCGUGCCCUGUGCCCCAUGCCACACGAGGCACGCUAACGACGUCGCCGUCUUUCUCUCUCUCUCGUUGGAAAAUCUUGAGAGAAUCUCUUUUGUAAAUAUGUAAAUUGAGUUUUUGGUCUUGUGUUUUUUCUGGGUUUUCUGUGCUUUAAGUAUUUUUAUACGUAAUUAAGUCGACAAAAAAUACAUGACAUAUGCAUCCCCCAGAUGCAGAUACACGAUACGCGAAUAUAUAACAGAUAUAUAUACACACAAAAGAUAAUACACCCGAUCUAAAGGAUCAAAGGGAUCGCAAGGAUCCUUGGGGCAUCCAUAAACUAGAGAUACGAAUCGAAUGAAUCCGCUAAACGAAUAACGAAAUUGUAAAUAAAUGUUUAAUCUUAAAUAAUCUUUAAAGAAA
Messenger RNA from Drosophila obscura, 1980 nucleotides. It is a transcript of the gene dpr5, whose product is annotated as V-set and immunoglobulin domain-containing protein 10. The transcript has 5 exons. Gene Ontology annotation, cellular component: neuron projection membrane. The record is from RefSeq and is a predicted model, not a curated record. Gene Ontology annotation, biological process: synapse organization. Lineage: Eukaryota; Metazoa; Arthropoda; Insecta; Diptera; Drosophilidae. The coding region runs from base 557 to 1432 and encodes 291 amino acids.